This is a messenger RNA of Lecanosticta acicola, 1011 nucleotides long. NCBI's taxonomy places the organism in Eukaryota, Fungi, Ascomycota, Dothideomycetes, Mycosphaerellales, Mycosphaerellaceae. The record is from the annotation of a GenBank genome assembly.
AUGCCUGCACUACAGACCACCGAGUUCGACGUAGUCGCUACAUACAAGCGCCUUCUGGCCGACGACCCAGAGAUCACCAUGCCCGUCGCCGCAAUCGAAGCCCUCAUCCACGGCCUCGCCAGCACACCCUCCACCACCGUCUCCGAAACCCUCGACCUCGUCUCCAGCCUCACCACCCAACUCAAAACUUCCAUUCCCAAUUCCAUCUCCCUCUCCGCGGGAACGGACAUUUUCCAACAAUACCUCAUCGCCAACCUCAACAGACAAACCUCUUCCUCCUCCUCCUCCUCCGACAACGAUUUCUCCCAGAUCCGAAACCACCUCGUGCAGAACGGGAAACUCUUCGUCGCGAGAGCCAAAGCAUCAAGGGAGACCAUCGCUUCUUUCGGACGACAGUUCAUCAGAGACGGGAACACGAUCCUCACCAACGGCGGGUCGCGAGUCGUCGGCGCUCUGCUCAAUUCCGCGGCAGAAGCGUCCAACGACAGCGGAAGAGGCAGUCUGCGCUUUCGCGUGAUUUACAUCGUCUCCUCCGAUUCCCCGGAUACCGAAUCCCAUUCCAACAUCGCCGCGCUUCGCGAGAGGGACAUCCCCGUCGCUACCAUCCCUCCCACCGCAAUCGCGUUCUGCCUCGACCAGAUCACCCAAUGUUUCGUCGGCGCGGAAGGGGUAGUAGAAAAUGGCGGGAUAAUCAGCAGGAUGGGAACGUAUCAGAUAGGAAUGUUGGCCAAAGCAGCGGGGAAGCCGUUCUACGUGGUAGCGGAGAGUCACAAGUUUGUGAGGUUGUAUCCGUUGGGACAACACGAUUUCGGGAUCGUGCAGAAUGUGGUGGACUUCAGGACGGCUAAGGAUGGAGCGACCAAGUCGCAAGCCGCAGAUGAAAUGGCUGCGUGGGUGCCUGAAGAUGCUGUGGAUUAUACUCCUCCGGACUUGAUAUCGGGCAUCAUUACAGAGUCAGGCGUGCUGCUGCCUAGUGCAGUCUCAGAGAGACUGAUCGAGAUCUGGUUCUAA